This is a messenger RNA of Papilio polytes (common Mormon), 3270 nucleotides long. RefSeq names its product phospholipid-transporting ATPase ID (gene ATP8B). Lineage: Eukaryota; Metazoa; Arthropoda; Insecta; Lepidoptera; Papilionidae. Gene Ontology annotation, cellular component: plasma membrane. Gene Ontology annotation, molecular function: magnesium ion binding; ATP hydrolysis activity; ATP binding. The transcript is spliced from 20 exons. The record is from RefSeq and is a predicted model, not a curated record. Gene Ontology annotation, biological process: Golgi organization; phospholipid translocation. The annotation marks the transcript as partial.
ACGGUGGCGGAGUGCGGUCGCGGGCGGGGCGGGGCGCGGCAUGGCGCGGUAGCGGCGCGGAUGUGCGCGCGCUCCGACGCCGUGGAGCUGGAGGUGCUCGGCGCGGAGGGCGGCGAGCGCGUGCCGCCGCGUCCGCUGCGUCGCUCGCUGCUCGGCCUGCUCGGCAAGCUGGUGCGCCGCGAACAACCCGCGCCACGCCGCAACCGGCACAACCAUCGCUUCCGCACCUUCGUCUCCUGCGACAAUGAACGAAGAAUCAAAGCCAACAACAGAGAAUACAAUGCGCAGUUUCGCUAUGCUAACAACUACAUUAAGACGUCGAAGUACUCGAUAAUAACGUUCCUGCCGUUGAACUUGCUGGAGCAGUUCCAGCGGUUGGCGAACUUCUACUUUCUGUGCCUGCUGGUGCUGCAGCUGAUUCCCGCUAUCUCCUCACUGACACCCAUCACAACCGCCAUCCCGCUGAUCGGCGUACUUGCCCUCACAGCAGUCAAGGACGCCUACGACGACUUCCAACGUCAUCAAAACGACUCUCAAGUGAACCACCGUAGAGCGAAGACGCUGCGCAAUGGCAAGCUGGUGGAGGAGAAGUGGGCGUCUGUUCAAGUGGGUGACGUCAUACGGCUGGAGAACGACCAGUUCGUCGCAGCGGACAUUCUGCUGCUCAGCAGUUCUGAGCCCAACGGCCUCUGUUACAUAGAGACUGCGGAGCUUGAUGGGGAGACGAAUUUAAAGUGUCGCCAGUGCCUUUUGGAGACGGCAGCGAUGGGUCAGGAUGACGGACAGCUGGGUGCGUUUGACGGCGAGAUAGUGUGCGAAACGCCUAACAAUCUACUUAAUAAGUUUGAAGGUACUCUAAGCUGGCGUGACCAACACUUCUCGUUGGACAACGAUAAGAUCCUCCUACGUGGGUGUGUACUCCGCAACACUACGUGGUGCUACGGCGUCGUCGUGUUCGCAGGCAAGGACACCAAGCUCAUGCAGAACUCCGGCAAGACCAAGUUUAAACGCACCAGUAUCGACAGGCUACUUAAUUUUCUUAUUAUAGGGAUAGUGUUCUUCUUGCUGUCGAUGUGCGUGUUCUGCACGGUGGCGUGCGGCGUGUGGGAGUGGCUGGUGGGGCGGCACUUCCAGCUGUACCUGCCGUGGGACACGCUGGUGCCCGCCGAGCCCGCCUCGGGCGCCGUCGUCAUCGCCUUCCUCGUCUUCUUCUCCUACGCCAUCGUCAUGAACACCGUCGUGCCCAUCUCACUAUACGUCUCGGUCGAGGUCAUAAGAUUCGCACAGAGUUUUCUUAUAAAUUGGGAUGAGAAAAUGUAUUACGAAAAGACUGGGACAGCCGCUAAAGCGAGAACAACUACACUUAAUGAAGAGUUAGGUCAAAUCCAGUACAUAUUUUCCGACAAGACAGGCACGUUGACACAGAACAUAAUGACCUUCAACAAGUGCUCUAUCGCGGGCGUGUGUUACGGCGACGUGGUAGAUGAAACCACAGGAGAGACGAUAGAACUCACAGAGAAUACGGAGCCGUUGGACUUCUCGUUCAACCCGGAGUACGAGCCGGAGUUCAAGUUCUUCGACUGCACGCUGCUGGAGGCGGUGCGGCGCGGCGACCGCCACGUGCACGACUUCUUCCGUCUGCUGGCGCUCUGCCACACCGUCAUGCCGGACCAGAAGAACGGCCGCCUCGAGUACCAGGCGCAGUCCCCGGACGAGGCGGCGCUGGUGUCGGCGGCGCGCAACUUCGGCUUCGUGUUCAGAGAGCGCUCGCCUAAUAGUAUUACUAUAGAAGUUAUGGGUAAAACAGAGGUGUAUGAGUUGUUGUGUAUAUUAGAUUUUAAUAAUGUAAGGAAAAGAAUGUCGGUGAUAUUGCGCAAGGACGGCGAGAUUAGAUUGUACACGAAGGGUGCUGACAAUGUUAUAUACGACAGAUUAAAAGGUGGCUGUCAGCAAGAAGUGAGGGCCAAGACACAGGAGCAUUUAAACAAAUUCGCUGGCGAGGGUCUGCGCACGCUGGCGCUGGCGUGGCGGCCGCUGGAGGAGCGCGGCUUCGCGGAGUGGAAGCGGCGCCACCAGGCCGCCGCGCUCGCGCUGCGCGACCGCGACGAGCGCCUCGACGCCAUCUACGAGGAGAUCGAGACUGACCUCCUGCUCAUGGGUGUGACUGCCAUAGAGGAUAAACUACAAGACGGUGUUCCGGAGACCAUAGCGAAUCUCAGCAUGGCCGGCAUGAAGAUAUGGGUUCUCACUGGAGACAAACAAGAGACGGCGAUCAACAUCGGCUACUCGUGUCAGCUGCUGACGGACGACAUGGCGGAGGUGUUCAUAAUUGACGGCGUGACGCACGACGACGUGGACCGCCAGCUCGCCAAGAGCAGGGACUCCAUACGCGUCGUCAACACAUUCCUGCCAUACGGUUCAUCAGAGGCUAAGAACUCUACGGCGAAUGGCGGCGCGGGCGCGGGCGCGGGGCGGCCGUCCCCCGGGCGCGCCGCCAACGUGAAGCUGAACGCGCCCGCCGUCUCCGUCGUCACAUUUAGUAACGAGUACAGCGCGGGCGGGGCGGAGGGCGGCAGGUCGGACGCACACGAGCAUGCCAAUGACGACACCAACGGCUUCGCCAUCGUUGUCAAUGGACACUCCCUAGUGCACUGCCUGCAUCCCAAGCUGGAGGAGAAAUUCCUGGAGGUGGUGCUGCAGUGCCGGUCGGUGAUCUGCUGCCGCGUGACGCCGCUGCAGAAGGCGAUGGUGGUGGAGCUCAUCAAGAAGAGCCGCAAGGCAGUCACGCUCGCCAUCGGCGACGGCGCCAACGACGUCUCCAUGAUUAAAGCGGCGCACAUCGGCGUGGGCAUAUCGGGGCAGGAGGGCAUGCAGGCCGUGCUCGCCUCCGACUAUUCCAUCGCGCAGUUCCGCUUCCUGCAGCGCCUGCUGCUGGUGCACGGCCGCUGGUCCUACUACCGCAUGUGCAAGUUCCUGCGCUACUUCUUCUACAAGAACUUCGCCUUCACCGUCUGCCACUUCUGGUUCGCCUUCUUCUGCGGCUUCAGUGCGCAGACGGUGUUCGACGAGAUGUUCAUCUCUGUGUACAACCUGUUCUACACGUCGCUGCCCGUGCUGGCGCUGGGCGUGUUCGAGCAGGACGUGUCCGACAGCACCGCGCUGCAGUUCCCCAAGCUGUACGCGCCCGGACACACCAGCCGCCUCUUCAACAAGACGGAGUUCAUCAAGUCCACGCUGCACGGCUGCUUCACCUCGCUGGUGCUAUUCCUC